Cylicocyclus nassatus is the source of this 285-nucleotide messenger RNA. The record is from the annotation of a GenBank genome assembly. NCBI's taxonomy places the organism in Eukaryota, Metazoa, Nematoda, Chromadorea, Rhabditida, Strongylidae.
AUGGCGAGUUACCAUCAUACGUUUGCAAGGGAGGAUUUUAAGUGCGAUCCUUACCGCGAGUUAAAUGAUGAAGUAAAGAGUUUAUUCGAAAAAUAUUUCAAUGCUAACUUGACAUACGUCUGUGCUAUCACGAAGAUUGCACAUGCUCUUUCUAAAGUAUGGGUUGGAAAAACUAGAAUUUGGAAUAUCUACGAAGUUUACAUAAUACAAGUUUCUGAACAAGUUUUCACUAUGAAGAGCUUGGCAUAUGAGAUCGCUGCACUUGCUGUGUCAAAAAGAUGCUGA